ACAUUAUCUCUCUUUCCUUCUACUAUUUCACAUUGUUGAAAAGCACCAGAAAAAGCCUCCACUGUUCCAACUCCUAUAUUACACAACAACACAAACAAAAAAUAGAGAAACAGCAACAGUUGAUUAAAAAAAAAAAAAAGAGAAACAGCAACAGAAACAAAAACAAAAACAAUGGUUUUCUCUAUUCUACUACCAUCCCCACCACAUCUCUUACUCCCAAGAAAGACACCCACAACCACAAUUCUUAAACAGACACCAAAACCAUCAUCACCAAUUCGAUGCUCAGCUUCUUCAUUUUCGUCAACUCCAUCUUUAUCGACCCAGUUCGAUUUGAAAACGUACUGGACAACCUUGAUUGGAGAGAUAAACAAGAAGCUAGACGAAGCUAUUCCUGUACAAUACCCAGAUAAGAUCUAUGAGGCCAUGCGUUACUCUGUUCUUGCCAAAGCUGCCAAGCGUGCCCCACCUGUCAUGUGUGUUGCUGCCUGUGAACUCUUUGGUGGCAAUCGCCUUGCUGCUUUCCCCACUGCCUGUGCACUCGAAAUGGUUCAUGCAGCUUCGUUGAUACACGAUGACCUGCCCUGCAUGGAUGAUGACCCAUCACGCCGAGGCCAGCCCUCAAAUCACAAAAUCUAUGGUGUUGACAUGGCUAUCCUUGCCGGUGAUGCACUCUUCCCCCUUGGCUUUCGCCACAUUGUCUCCCACACACCUUCUGACCUUGUGCCUGAGACUCGUCUCCUCCACGUGAUUACAGAGAUAGCACGUGCUGUAGGAUCAACUGGCAUGGCUGCUGGGCAGUUUCUUGACCUUGAGGGUGAGCCCAAUUCUGUUGAAUUUGUGCAGGAAAAGAAGUUCGGGGAAAUGGGUGAGUGCUCUGCAGUGUGUGGAGGACUACUAGCUGGUGCUGAAGAUGAUGAGCUUCAGAGAUUGAGGAGGUAUGGCAGAGCUGUUGGGGUAUUGUAUCAGGUUGUGGAUGAUGUUUUGGAAGAGAGAAAGAGGGAAAAUGAGGAAAAUGAAGAGACAAGGAAGAAGGGGAAGAGUUAUGUGGGUGUAUAUGGGGUUGAGAAAGCACUUGAGGUGGCAGAGGAGCUUAGGGCCAAGGCCAAGAAGGAAUUGGAUGGGUUUGAGAAAUAUGGUGAGAGUGUGGCACCUCUGUAUAGCUUUGUAGAUUAUGCUGUUGAUAGAGGUUUUAGUGUUGAUAGUGCAAGUUAAUAAUGUAUUUGUUACUGGUAAUUUUGGGUUUUGCACAUCAAUACCUAAGAAUGAGAAUGGUCUGAAACGAAUGCAGACCUAGAUUUAGACGAGGACUCCAACAUUUGUAUCAAUAUCUAGUUCUGAAUUAUUGUUGAUAUGUGGCCUCUCAGCAGCUGAUCCCAAAAUGUUAGGACUAUGGUUUGCUUCUUGUUA
This is a messenger RNA of Quercus robur (English oak), 1407 nucleotides long. Its product is annotated as heterodimeric geranylgeranyl pyrophosphate synthase small subunit, chloroplastic. The record is from RefSeq and is a predicted model, not a curated record. The transcript is spliced from 2 exons. Gene Ontology annotation, biological process: isoprenoid biosynthetic process. Bases 172 to 1212 code for a protein of 346 amino acids. Gene Ontology annotation, molecular function: prenyltransferase activity. NCBI's taxonomy places the organism in Eukaryota, Viridiplantae, Streptophyta, Magnoliopsida, Fagales, Fagaceae.